Messenger RNA from Drosophila subobscura, 731 nucleotides. RefSeq lists its product as uncharacterized. The record is from RefSeq and is a predicted model, not a curated record. The transcript has 2 exons. Lineage: Eukaryota; Metazoa; Arthropoda; Insecta; Diptera; Drosophilidae. Bases 149 to 664 code for a protein of 171 amino acids.
AGUUUGGCCAGUCCUCGUAGUUUCAUUGUUUGAAAUUUUUUUGUUUUUAAAUAACUUUUUAUUCCGUAAAAUUCCGUAAAUGAAAUUUUUUUUCCUUAGCAAAACUCACUUUUGUUUUCCCUUUUAGUUUUCCCAUUUGCUAAACGCCAUGAUGUACGUAGUGUAUUCGAUGAUUCAGACAGCCAAGAUCGCGAUGGGGUUGGCACACCACCGCGUGGGUCCCCACAUCGUGCAGGACAGCAACUGCAAUACCAAGCUGCUGGCCCCGCUGCCCCAGAUGCAGGACAGCGAGGGCGAACCGCAUCAGCAGGAGCAGCGCAAGGAUCAGUCCAACAAGUUCAACCAAAUCAUUAUGGACUUUCUGAAACGUGAGAAGUUUGACAGGAAGGACGAGGGGAACGUAAGGCGUUACGCCUGCAGGCAGCGUGCACCGGCCGUCGUGGAUCACAAGAGCUACGUCAAUGGGGACUCGAUUCUCAAGCGCUACUCCGACACACAGAACCUGGCCAAAUUGUGCGCCAAGCUGACCGACGAGCUGAACGCGGAGCGAACGAGGAAUGAAGUUCUGCUAGAGUUCUAUGUAAACAAGCCUUCGACCUUUCUUGAUCGACUUAUCAAGCUGCAGCCCCAGGCUCAGCCGGCAACCGAAGUGAACAGAAACUAGGAACCAGAACUAGUACCAGUCGCACGCUCGUGUCCAGCCUUAAGCCGGUAAAUAGCUGCCAAAUAGU